Molecule: messenger RNA, 2070 nt
Organism: Aspergillus niger
Lineage: Eukaryota; Fungi; Ascomycota; Eurotiomycetes; Eurotiales; Aspergillaceae
Exons: 5
Coding region: 1-2070 (689 amino acids)
Biological process (GO): regulation of transcription by RNA polymerase II
Cellular component (GO): chromatin
Molecular function (GO): RNA polymerase II cis-regulatory region sequence-specific DNA binding; DNA-binding transcription factor activity, RNA polymerase II-specific
Source: RefSeq, a predicted model, not a curated record
AUGAAGCCCGCGAGCAAGCAUUUCUGCUGCACCAUCUGUCAGCGGGGUUUCACCCGCAUUGACCAUCUCAAGCGACAUCAUCUCCGCCGUACGCUCCCUCCCAUCCUGCAUCUCGGCCCGCUUCUGGCUCGUGUCUGGCUCAUCCUUCAAUGCUUGUCGUGCGCUAACUUAAACGCUGUCCGUCAGAUUCCGGUAUUAGGCCUUAUUCCUGCGUUUUCUGCAACGAAUCCUUUGCGCGUUGGUUCGUGUCUUGCUCUCCCUCCCGCCCCUGGCUCUCGUCGGUUUCCCGACCGACGCUUCUCGUGUCAGAAGCGGAACCUACGGUGUAACAAUGAGCGCAAGCAAACAGCCGACAACCUGGAGCUGGUCUCGGGCUCGGCCUCGGGGAAGCGUGAGGAGUACGGAUCUUCCUCGGAUCGCGGGUCGAUCAAGUUCCUCCUCAACGGUGGUACGGACAGUUUCACGGAGGAGUUCCUCCUUCCGCCCCGCAGUGAUCGCGCUCGCGGUCUUGAAUACCAUAAUCAGAAGGGCCGACAAGAUGCAGAGCAGACAAUGCUCGACUUCCGGACAGGUGAUCCGUCAGAAUAUGCGCCCGCGUUCAUCGAGUCGGACCCGGCUUCCCUCUCGUUCUUCCAGGAUACCUUUCUCGAUUUCUUUAACGGUCCUUUCGGGAAUGUGAACAAAAUUGUCGGUGAUACCUAUGCAGGUGGAGGCAGCUUCCCCGCCAUGAUCCCCUCGAUACCGGAUCCCGGCCUCGCAUUCACCACGCAACCUACCUAUGAGCCGGAAGAACCGUACGCAGCCGGACUGUAUCAGGCGAUUCUAGCACGGGCGUGGUCGGUCCCUCUCGAUACCCAAGCGCAGGAGCGUUUGUCCACGUAUCUAAGCUUUUUGUUAACGCCUGCUCGCAUCGACAAGUUCGUACGGAUGUAUCUGGAGUACUGGCAGCCAAGUUGUGCCAUGGUUCACUUUGCGUCACUGAAUGUGAACACCGUAGCGUUACCACUACUUGCAGCACUCGUGUUCAUGGGCGCGACGUACACAACUGAUGAGCAGGAGAGGCAUGCUGCAAAGCAGGUGGUCGAUUUUGUAGAGCUCUACAUCUUCUCCAGCGAGACCUUCUCACCGGAGAAUGAGGUGGCUUUGGCAUUCUGUGGACGUCGGAUGUUUGACGGCGGGAAUAAUGAUUGGAUCCAGUUUCAGAAUCUUCAGGCUGGCUUCAUCAUUGUCAUUGCGCAGUACUGGUCGGGAAGCCCAGCGGCGCGCAAUCGAGCGAUGGAAAACCGGUUCAGCGAAGUCAUCAAGAUCGCUCGUCGAAUGGGCCUUCACAAAUGCCGUCAUAACCAACAUCAGGCUGUCUCGGAAUUCCAAUGGAUCCAGACAGAGUCUCGCAUUCGUACAAUGAGCAUCAUUCUGCUGCUCGACUGUGCAUUCUCCUUCUUCCAAAACUACCCUUGCCGUCUGUCCCAUAUUGAAGUCGAGUGUGACUUCCCUUGCGCCGAGUCCCUCUUCGCUCUCGAGCACCCAUACUCGGAUCGGAACUUCCAGGCCUCGAGGGGGAUCACAAUUCUGGAAGCGUUCCACAAUUUAUUCGAGGAUGACCCCAAGGACACGAUGCCUUCAACACCGGACUCGUCAGCGUCCGGCAGUAUGGCGAACCUGACAGUACUCGACAUGUUCAUACUGAUCCACGUCUUGUACACUUUUAUCAAUUCGCACAUGGCCUUACUGGGUCCUAUUCUCCGAAGGACCCAGAUGUCUCACCCGAAGCAUCUCUUCAGCUUCGAUGCCGCAGACAAGAGCCAGCCCGGAGCGAUCCCUGACGACCUCAUGCUAUCCAAUAUCCGAGUAGCACUGGCCCGAUGGCGCGAGCACUGGGUGACGCUGAGCAACACACUGUCGAGCCGCGAAUGGGCCUCGAUGGGCUUCUUCAAGAACGGGUACAAUUUCUGGUUGGUCUCCCAACUGCUCAUCACAAAGAAGAAGAGCGUGGACGUGGUGAUGCAGAUGGAGGUCAACUGUGAGGACAAGUUGCAGAAGCUAAAGGUUCUGCUUGAUGAGAAUGACUGA